Molecule: messenger RNA, 6393 nt
Organism: Toxotes jaculatrix (banded archerfish)
Lineage: Eukaryota; Metazoa; Chordata; Actinopteri; Toxotidae
Gene: uimc1
Product: ubiquitin interaction motif containing 1
Exons: 21
Coding region: 782-4069 (1095 amino acids)
Biological process (GO): double-strand break repair; positive regulation of DNA repair
Cellular component (GO): BRCA1-A complex
Molecular function (GO): histone binding; K63-linked polyubiquitin modification-dependent protein binding
Source: RefSeq, a predicted model, not a curated record
UUCAUUGUUGUUUUCGGUAGCUGCUGAACAAAUAAACAAACAAACAUACGACGUCUUCCUCAAUAAUACGCUUAUUUUAAAAGUGACGCGAAAAUGUGAAUUUUAAUUCCGGUUUUUAGUGUCUCGUGCUCAGUUCGUUUCCACAUGAACCGAUGUUUUCGCGCUGUUUUGGCUAAUUUUAACUUUAACGGAGGAUAAUCGCGGAGACUGAACCUUUAAAUAUGAGCUAGACUCAUUAAUAUUUGAUUUAAUCAGCUUUCGGUCAUUCCGUGACCCUGACUCAGCUCUUUUUUAAACUUUUCACACAGAGGUUAGUUUGUUUUUGUCCUCGCUCGAGCCGUCGGGCAGAUGAGAGGAAGAAGACAGUCACCAUCAUCAUCAUCAGGUAAACAUCGUCUCCUGAGUGUAGCCGAAGCAGGUGUUCGCACAUCAGCUCUGCAGCUGUUUAAUCCGUGUGGUCUGGGAGGAAUCUGUGGUUUCAUGAACCGUUUUAAUGAGGCUGUGAUUUAACCGUGAUUUCUGUUUUUCUGCUUAAAUGUUAUUGCUUUUUAUUUAAUUAGAACAGAACAAACAAAAAUUGGUGUCACAGAAAUAUCUCAGCCUCGAUGUAAAGGUAUUAGUGCCUUUGCGAUGGGUUUUAUAAGCAGUCCGUUUUCCUCUUUUUCAUUAAAUGUCGAUUGUCUUUCCAUAUCAUAUAGGCUACACUCAGUUGUUCAGUUUAUUAACACUUAGCUAAGGCUAAUGCAGCCUAAUACAACAGCUCUACAAUAAAUCCUCCUCCAUGAACACUACACGUGAAUGUCUCAGUCACCUUAAUGCAGCAAGACAGAAAACCAGCAGGAAGUUCUGCUUGAUUUUGUUGGUUAAAGUCACUCAGGCGCAGACCAGGAUGGCUCUGAGGAAGCAAAUAAACAAGGAUGCAUGUGGCGUUCCCUCUGAAAGCCAACAGAGCGACGAAGACACACAGGAGGAUGGAGCUGUCGAUAACCAAGACGACAAGGACGAGCACUCAUCCUCACUUCUGUCACUGCCAUCAGCAAGACAAAAACGCAGGAGAGAGCGGGAAAACAAAUCGAAACCUAAAGACAUGACAGAGGAGGAGAUGAUGGACCUGGCCCUGCGUCUGAGUGAACAGGAAGCCAGUGACUCUGCACUCAGACUGCAGCAAGAAGAGGAAGCCAUGAUGAAAGCCAUCCAAGAGAGUAUGGUCAGCCAGGCACAACCGUGCCCGCCUUCCCAAAGUCAAAGCCUGCGCGCUGAUGCUGACGCCUCACUCAGACUCUGCCCUCGACGGAAACUCUCAUACUCAAACGGGAGGAGGGCGUCUGCCAUCGAUCAGGGACCAUCAGAUGACAUCUGCACGGCUGAGACAGAACUGAACCAACAUCCUGCAGAAGCUAAAGAAACUGGAGGUGAAAAUAAUAACAGGAAUAAAAAGCGGAAAAGGAAAGAGGGAAGUCCUCUGCAGGAGAUGCCGGACUUGUCCCAGACUCAGAAUGUCUACUCUCAGACUUCACCCUGCAGCUCAGAGUCCGUCUCAGUGCCUCUGGACUCACAGGAGAGCUCUGAUUCGACCCAGAUCGAUGACUGUCAGCUCCGUAAAUCCCCUGUCUUCCCCUCGACUGGCUACAGAGCCGAGAUUCACGUCCCCCGCUUGAGCCAGGACUUGCUGGAAACUUGCAAAACCUCAGGGUUUGUGUUGUGCUCUCAGGACAGUUGGACCUCAACUCAAAAGUCUCUGCUUGCUCAACCCAAGAGCCAGACGUUUCCCAAAAGCUCUAAUAACCCCACAGCAUGUCCUAAAAGUCCUGUCUUCUCAGAGGCUGAUCAGGGAGACGAUGGAGAGAUGGAGCUCAGUGUUGAGUAUCUUAAAAGUCCUGUAUUUGGCAGGAAUACUCAGCAUGAGAGGUCUCCAAGUGCCUGCAAACCCCACGUCAGGGUCUGUAACCCAACAUGUGAAAACUCAGGGUUCAUCUUCUCUUCUCAGGAGAGUUUAAGCUCCUCCGUCAGGUCCGCAUCCUGUCGGCCUAAGAGCCCAGUGUUCCCAAGAAGCCCCAGCCCUCCCAAGAACCUCCCUCCCCCAGAGAAAAGCCCUGUGUUCUCAGAGACUGGUCAGGGACAGACUGAGCAAAAUCAUGGCUGUUCUACAAGCCCAGUGUUCGGCAGGACUGGGCAACGAGGGAAGACUCAAGCUGACGUGCAGAAGUCUGUGGCUCCUUCAGCUGCAGAGCUCGUACGUUCAGACAGUGACGUGAAUCCACCUGAAACCAGGUAUCCUUCACAGAGUCUGGGGCAGGACAGUGACGGUGAUCACGGUCACGAUGGCAGGUUUAAUAAGAUCACCACGUCGUCAGUCGAUGCACAGGAGCUGAACCCAGCUGAGACGGAGCUGACCAGUGAUAUGACGCUCCUCUGGUCUGAUGAGGACGAGGACAUCACGCCUGUCGGCUCUCCCAGCCCAGAGGAGAGACCUGUUCAUCGGACAAACAGCCAGGCUGCAUCCCUGAACCACGUGUCUGCAGCUUCUCCAGGGACGAACAGGUCGAACUGCAGCCUGAGGUGUGUUUCAGGCGGGGGUCUCAGCUCAUUCGAGGACCGGAGCAGCCCGAACAAGCACAUCUCGCUCGGACCUUCUUCAUCUUCUACAUCCACCUGCCAGCAGCUGCUUUCCACCACAGAAGAAGAACUACGGCCAGUCAGCAGUGGGGGGGCGGUUAGACAGGUGGCAGCCCCACCUGCGGAGCCUGCAGGCGGGCCCACGGUUCACUACUACUGGGGGGUUCCUUUCUGUCCACGAGGCCUGGACCCAGACGCCUACACACAGGUGAUCCUGGCUCAGAUGGACGUGUAUGACAAGAGUCUGAAACAGGCUCAGAGGUGUCUGCUGAGGAAGGCUCAGUGGGGGGAGGCCGUCCUGCCACGGCCGGAGAAAUCACCUUCACCUGAGUCGCAGGCUGAAUCAUCUCAGCGUCACUUCCCUCAAAGACGUGGCCUCAGACUGAGGGGCAGGAAGCUGUGUGAAGCAGCCGACUCGCCUCCAGCUAAAGCAGAGGAAGACAGGGAGGAUGAAGAGGAGGAGAAGAAAGAGGGAGGGGAAGGUGAAGAAGGACAGGUGGACAUCGAUGAUUGUGAGGUUUGUCCAGAAACUCAGCUGAGCGACAAUGAUGAUGACAUCACUGAAGAUCUGACCAUGGCCACCGACGCUGGAGCCGAGCUCCGACCUGAAAGUCCAAAUCUCCCUGAAGUCGAGAUGAUUCUCCGAGACGAUUCUCCAGCCGGGGCUGAGCCACAGGAGGAGGAGGAGAUGGAGGUGGACGCCCCAGUGGAUGGAAAGACAGAGGGACACGUCCCUGUCAGCGGCGGCGAGGGUGGAAGACAAAAUCUGAACAAAGAGGAGGUAACGGGGCACAGGGAGGAUCCAGAUGUGGAGGAGAUAAAGGACGGAGGACCUCAAAGGUCAGUCUCUCCAGAACUGGGCCCAGCCGCCGUCCCUCACAGUCCUGAAGCCAACGUGGACUGUCCCAUCUGUCAGGGAUCCUUCCCUGUGACAAAGAUCGAGUUCCACGCAGCGUUCUGCGACGGAGAGGUGGCUGUGGUGGACGAGAGGAGGCCUGAGGUCGACUGUUUCCAAGCAUCACUGAAGCCACGCAGGAAGAGGACAAGGAGAGCAGAGGCAACAGCCGAAGAGACAAACAACCCCUCCGACACUGGCAAGAACCAAGAGAAAUGUUACAUCUGUCAUCAGGUCGUUCCUCUGAGAGACUACAGCCGACACACCGAGGUCUGCAUCCAGCGCCGGACGGCCAAGGCUGAAGGAAAAGGAAAUCUGCUGUCAGCUCUGGAGCAAACGGAAACCAGGGAUUCAGAGGCCAGACCGUCUGGAUCCAAAGUCCAGCCCAGGGAGGUUAUUGAUCUGCGGGAUGAUGAUGAAGAGGAGGACGACGUUCCAGCGUUCAGGAUCAGUAACUCUCCCGUCAGAUCCUUCACUCCGAUCUCAGAAGCCACCGACUGCCUUAUCGACUUCAGAAAACAGCAGCGAGCCAAGAAGCCGAGCCAAAGACGAAGAUGAGCUGAGGAAGAUGAUCUCCUGAAGACUGGUGGUACUGACUGAAAAUACUGGAAACCAGAGCCUUAACUACAGACCUAAUGAGUUAUCAGGUCAGACGUGACGUUACACUUAGAAGUGACUGAGCGACUCCUUCCUGAUGUCAGAUUUGGGAUUUUUAUUCAGGUGAACAAACAAAUUCAAAUCUCACAUCUGUUCAGAGUGCAGAGGAAACCUGACACUGGCUCCUCCUGUGCCACUAAGUGUUUGCUAUAUUUUUGUUCAUCCAUGCUGAAGAUGUUUCAGACUACCUCUUCAUCUGUUGAAACAUUUCCUUUUUUUCUUUCUUUCUUUUUGUUCCUGUAGCUUCGCUUCAGUGUGUGACAGACGUUUGGCCUCUGAGUGAAUGUCACAUCCAUACAGACAUAAUUUCACUGUCCUGUCAGUUUGGAAAAUGAGACAUUUUUAUAGAUUUUCAUGGUCCCCGGCAGAUGAAUCCUCCUGAAUAUGGUGAUCCUUUGACGUUUCCAGGUCAAACUACGUUUAUGACAGUAAAACAGCUAAAAACUAGUGACUGAAUUCAAUCUCGUUGGCUGACAUGCCAAAUAUUAGCAUGCUGCUAAUGAUGUGCUCAUGUGCUCAUCAUUAAUCGUUGACUGCGGCCAACGAGUAAAGCACGAGUUCGUAACCUUCUCAGGGCAGUGCAGCUGCAGGCGUCGGUUCUAAACACUCCUCGAGCGCACAGUAUGUGGAAGGAAGUGCAAUGCACGUAGAACCUGAAAACUCUGAGUUUCCUCUUUAAGUUCUUUCAUCACAGCAUCUAAAACACAGCAGAGAUGAAAAAAAGCCUCAACACGUUUUGGGGGAAUUUAUUUCAGAUUGUGACGAUGUGCACGUCCGCAGCUCAGAAAGGUCGUCGCUGUCCUGUGAAAGCAUCACCCCUCUGUUCUGACCUUUACUUGUUUUCAUCGUGGACCAUUUUUAUCGCCGUCUGACCAAACCGCAGCGCGAAAAUACCUCAAAGUAUUUUCUGCCAAGCCGACGCUGAUGAGAGACGACAUACUGUACAUGUCCUCUUUUCCCGUUUUCUUUCAAUUCUUCAGCCUUGAAAACUGUAUCAGCACUUUAGACUGAGCUUUUCCAGCUGUUUGAAUUAGCAGAAGUAAAGUCACUGUAAAGCACUGAACACAUGUUGGCUCUUUGAUGGAACAGGUGAUGCUUCAUGAUCUUGUUUUCAGAGCACAUGAGUUUUAUUGUUUUGUUCCUCGAGAGAAUCUUUGUUCGCGAGGCCACAGGUGGGGCAGCGUUUGUCCGGCGCCGGCCAUCACGGUCGUGCUGCCGUUUCAGAUUCAAACGGCUGAUCUGAGGUCUGAAUUUCCUGUUGGACUUUGAAGCAAUGCAGUGACAUGCACAUUGUUGUUUUGUAAGACUCUGUCACAAUGUUCAGUUGCACCAACCGGACCAAAGUUAAGUCAGGUUCCAGUGAACAAUGAUAUACCUGAAAGGUCUUCAUCCAGUGUGAAGUAAAAGCUGAGCAGUAAAUCCUCAGAUGGUGGCCGAGCCAGACCCGGAGCCAGGCCAAAAGUAUUUGGACAGUUAGACAUUGUUUUGUCCUCCAGACUCUGAGUUUCAGCACAUUCAGUUUGAAAUAAAAUAACGAUACUGCAUUAAAGUGCCAUAUCUCUGCUUUAGUGUGAGCAGCCUUUGUUUGUUGUGUAUUAUGAGGCUCAGCCUUACAGCAACAUCCACACAGCACAAUGGGUAUAAAUCCUGUGCUCUAACAUUCAGCCACAGGAGCAGCGGUCAGGCCCGGCACUGAUGCAGGUGAUGAGGUCUGGCUGGUGUUGGUGAAAGCAUCAGAUCUGAGCCGUCCUCACAUUAACACAUGAAACAAACGGAGACGUCAGACUUCCAUCGUGUCGUCCACAUGGUUUCCGUCCUCUGAGCUUUGACUUCAGGUCUUUCUUUCUUUUUUUCGCUGAUUUUCUGGAGAUUCACUUAAAAUGUGUAUCAAAUGUGGAUGCAAACUUCACUUUGCUGUAGAUUUCCCUUCACAGGAAACUGUCAACAGGCGGUGAAAGCUCUUAAAUACAACCAAUUACAGUGAAUAAUAGAGACAUUCAAAUAUUUAACAUGGAAGAUGUGUAUUUAUCUUUUAAUCUCCAGUUAGAUGUAAAACCAACAGAAAAACAUCUUCAGCAGAUGGAGUUGAUCAGGACUCUCAUCGGUGAUGUGUGUAAAAGUGAUCAUAAUCCACCUGCUAAUGAAGAUCAUGUGACAUGAUCAAAAGUCUGGAAUAGCAGAUAAAACCAUUUUAUGAUAAUAAAGUCAUGUUGGUGCUGAUGUUA